GGGUGAUGGCGUCUGUUAAAGUUGAAGAUCUGCUUGAGAAAUCACUGAGUGAACUGGAAGAAGCUGAAUGGAAGAAGUUUAAGUGGCACUUAAAGAAAGAUCAUGAAUGUAUAUCAAAGUCUGAAAUGGAGAAAGCAGAUAUCUUAGACACAGUGGAUAAGAUGGUAGCAUGUUUUGGACCAGAAGAAGCUGUGAAGAUCACAGUGGAGAUCCUGAGGAAGAUGAACCAGAACAAUCUGGCUGAGCAGCUGGAGAACAAACACAAGCAAGUGAGUGAUCCUCUCUCUCACACACACUCAAGUCAGGCUGAAGGCAAUAUGAAGACAUCUACAGCUGUUGGAGCUCAUUCAGAAGAGAUCAGGGGCUCAACAGCAGACGAUAGAGAAGCUACUCUUCAUGAUUACACAGAGACCAGCCUCACACUGAAGGACAAAUUAAAACAGGACUACGAGAAGAUAUUGAUUGGUGAUUCAGAGACGGGUCAUCGGAAAUACCUGAAAGAUAUUUACACUGAUUUAUAUGUGGUGGAGAAUGAGACUGGAGGAAGAGUGAACGAGCACGAGGUGAUACAGAUCGAAUCAAAUCACAACCGAUUAACUGCCAAAGAGAAGCCAAUCAAGUGUAAUGACAUGUUUAAAGUCCAGUGUGACACGGGUCGACGAAACAGAAAAGUGCUGACAACGGGGAUCGCAGGAGUGGGAAAAACUGUCUCUGUCAAUAAAUUCAUCUUUGACUGGGCUGAAGAAACAGAAAAUAAGGAUUUAGUCUUCAUAUUUCCACUUCCAUUCCGUAGAUUGAAUUUGAUUAAAGAAGAGUGCAGUCUCAUGGGACUGCUCAACAAAUACUACUUCUUUAGUAGUCCUGAAGAUUUGCUCUCUCUUCCUGAAGGUGACGGUAAAGUUAUGUUCAUCUUUGAUGGGCUGGAUGAAUGUCGCUUUACUUUGAACUUUAAAGAUGACGACAUAUUUACAAAUGUAAAUGAAAAAACAACAGUGAGUAAGAUAAUAAUAAACCUUAUCAAGAGACACCUGGUUCCCUCUGCUCUCAUCUGGAUCACAUCUAGACCAGCAGCAGCCAGUCUGAUUCCCCGAAACUACAUUGAUCAAGUGACAGAGGUGCGAGGAUUUAACGAUGAGCAGAAAGAGCAAUACUUCAAAAAUAACAGCAGUCCUGAAGUUGCUGGAAACCUCAUCAGUCACAUCAAGAAAUCCAGGAGUCUGCACAUCAUGUGCCAUAUUCCCGUCUUCUGCUGGAUCUCUCUUAUUGUUCUUCAGCCUCUACUGGCUCGAGAGAGCAAUGAGAAAACUCCCACAACUCUCACAGAGAUGUACACAAGCUUCUUAAUUUCUCAGAAGCAACAGAUGGAAGAAAAAUACUGUGAUGACCCUGAACUUAAAGCCAAUGCAGUGUCUUUUGAUCAGAUUAUUCUGAAGCUUGGCAAACUGGCCUUUCAACAGCUGGAGAAAGGAAACCUGAUUUUCUACAAAGAAGAUCUUGAGGAAUGUGGACUAGAUAUCAGAAAAGGGUCGUUGUACUCUGGGUUAUGCACUCGAAUGUUUCAGGAGGAAAAGGUAGCAGCAAGAAAUGUUUACAGCUUCGUACAUCUCAGCGUACAGGAAUUCCUUGCUGCUCUUUAUGUGUUUAUGAUGGGCAAAGAUGAGAAAGCUGACCUAUUUCUUCAGUCCUGGAGAGAAAAACUGACAUGGAAACUGUCCAAAAAGCCACUGUUUCAGCUUCAUAAUGCUACAGUCAAGAAAGCUUUAAAGAGUGAGAACGGACACCUGGACCUUUUCCUUCGGUUCCUCCUGGGUCUGGAGUCCAAUCAGAGUGACCUGAAGGGACUACUGCCAGGACUGGAACUCAGAACAGAGGACAUGAAAAACACUGUUAACUAUAUUAAAAAGAAAAUAGAAAAUGAGAAAUCAGUAGAGAAGACCAUCAAUCUCUUCCACUGUCUGAGUGAACUGAAAGAUGACUUUGUGGAGGAAAUCCAGAAGAAUCUGAGCUCAGGAAUACUUUCAGCACAGAAUCUCUCCUCUGCUCAAUGGUCUGGUCUGGUGUUUGUGCUCCUGAUAUCAGAAGAGACUCAAGAGAUGUUUGAAAUGCAGAAAUACAGAAAAUCUGAUCAAGCACUGGUGACACUUCUGCCAGUGAUCAAAAACACCAGAAGAGCACUGCUACACAGCUGUAAUCUCACAGUUCAGUCCUGUGAGAGUUUAUCAUCAGCUCUACAAUCCCCAAACUCCUUUCUGAGAGAGCUGGAUCUGAGUAACAAUGACCUGCAGGAUUCUGGAGUGCAGCUUCUUUCUGAUGGACUGAAGAGUCCAAACUGUCAGCUGGAGAUACUGAGAUUGUCUGGCUGUAUGGUGACAGAGGAAGGCUGUGGUUAUGUGUCUUCAGCUCUGAGUUCAAACCCGUCACACCUGAGAGAGCUGGAUCUGAGCUACAACCACCCUGGAGAUUCAGGAGUCAAGCUGCUCUCUGAUAAACUCAACGAUCCAAACUACAGACUGGAUAAACUCAAUGUGGAUCAUGGAGGAGAGAUCAGGAUUAAAGCAGGACCACGGAAAUAUCUUCAUCCGCUCACUCUGGAUCUGAACACUGUGAAUAAACGCCUCCGUCUGUCUGAGGAGAACAGAGUGAUUACUGGCACUGACACACUCCAGCCGUAUCCUGAUCAUCCAGACAGAUUUGCUGAUGUGUAUCCUCAGGUGUUGUGUAGUGAGAGUGUGUGUGGACGCUGUUACUGGGAGAUUGAGUGGAGUGGGAGUGUGUAUAUAUCAGUGUCAUAUAAGAGCAUCAGCAGGAAGGGAUCGGGUAAUGAGUGUAUGUUUGGAUAUAAUGAUCAGUCCUGGAGUUUGUACUGCUCUUCCUCCAGAUACACAUUCAGACACAAUGACAUAGAGACUAAACUCCCAGUAAAGCCCAUCAGCAGGAGAACAGGAGAGUGUGUGUGUGACAGCAGGAGAACAGGAGUGUGUGUGUGUUACAGGAGAACAGGAGUGUAUGUGGAUCACAGCGCAGGAACUCUGUCCUUCUACAGCGUCUCUGACACAACGAGCCUCAUACACACAGUCCAGACCACAUUCACACACACACUCUAUCCUGGGUUUGGGGUUUAUUAUGGAUCAGUGAAACUGUGUUGAUGAGUGAGAACAGUCUGUAGAGAAAUUCUACCCAUAAUGCUUUGGGCCGCAUGAUAAACCAGUAACAGUGA
Messenger RNA from Rhinichthys klamathensis goyatoka, 3217 nucleotides. Its product is annotated as NACHT, LRR and PYD domains-containing protein 12-like. The coding region runs from base 6 to 3146 and encodes 1046 amino acids. The record is from RefSeq and is a predicted model, not a curated record. Gene Ontology annotation, molecular function: protein binding. The transcript is spliced from 7 exons. NCBI's taxonomy places the organism in Eukaryota, Metazoa, Chordata, Actinopteri, Cypriniformes, Leuciscidae.